Messenger RNA from Nematocida minor, 708 nucleotides. Its product is annotated as dephospho-CoA kinase. The transcript has a single exon. Gene Ontology annotation, biological process: coenzyme A biosynthetic process. Lineage: Eukaryota; Fungi; Microsporidia. Gene Ontology annotation, molecular function: dephospho-CoA kinase activity; ATP binding. The record is from RefSeq and is a predicted model, not a curated record. The coding region runs from base 1 to 708 and encodes 235 amino acids.
AUGAAGAUAAUAGGAGUGACAGGAGGGCUCUGCACAGGCAGCGCAACGGCAAUGAAGUACAUAGAAGAGAAAGGAUACCCCGUGGUAAGAAAGAGCGAGGUGUUCAGCUAUUUAAAAAGCAUAGAUAGCCUAUCUAAGUGCAAUCUGUGCACAGAGCUAUCCAAAAAAGAAAACACUUUGAAGAGACAGGUGGCUCUGCAUCUGGUAAAAUAUAUAAAAAACAGAGAAAUCUUUUUCAGACUUGCAUGCAAAGAGGUGGUGUUCGUAGAAGUGCCGUUUCUAUACGAGUGCGAGUUGGAAGAGUAUUUCGACAAAGUUGUGGUGGUGACAUGCGGGCCAAAAACACAGGAAGAAAGAAUAGAAAGUAAGUACGGCGCAUCAGAGGGAAAGAGAAGCAGCAGAGUCUUCUCUAAAAAGAACAUAGAAGAGAUUCUUAGUGCGCAGAUACCCAUUGUGGACAAAAGAAAGAAAUGCGACUUUGUCAUAGACAACAAUAAGAACAUCGAGUUUACUAACUACCAGCUGGAUCUUCUCCUAUACAACUACUACAGAUACUCUCUCUUCCAUAUUUCCGUUAUUCUCAUAGGUCUUCUAUCUGUUCUCCUCCCCAUCCUAAUCAAGUAUAAAGAUACGGUGCCAACCAAGGUAAUAAACAGUAGACUAAAAAGGAUAAUAAGCAAGCUUAGAAGAAAGGUAGAAAAGUCAUAA